Molecule: messenger RNA, 1146 nt
Organism: Penicillium alfredii
Lineage: Eukaryota; Fungi; Ascomycota; Eurotiomycetes; Eurotiales; Aspergillaceae
Exons: 5
Coding region: 1-1146 (381 amino acids)
Source: RefSeq, a predicted model, not a curated record
AUGGAUAUCUCCCUCGUCCUGGGGCCGCCUCCGCCGGGGACCGACCUCAGUGAUAAUCGUACCCCGAAGGAUAAUGCCGUGGUCAUUACCGUCUCUGUUCUGGCUAUCAUUAUAGUGGCUCUCCGCUUCUUUGUCCGAGCCAGAAUCCAAAGGUCGAGGCUGGAAAUCGAUGACUGGCUGAUUUCAGCUACUUUGAUUCCACUCAUCGCACUACUGAUAAUGGCUCUGAUUGGAGGCGAAUACGGUCUAGGAAAGCAUGUCUGGCGUGCAUCUAUACAGGGCAUGGUCAAGAUGAAAAAGAUCCUCUUCGCCUAUCUGUUAGUAUACCUUCUCGAACUGUUCAUGAUCAAGAUCUCGAUCCUGAUGUUCUACCGCCGCAUUUUCGGGAUGAACUGGAUGACAUGGGCUUGUCUCUUUUGUGCCUGCGGCUGGAUGAUCGGGAGCACAAUAGCCGUCCUGACUGCUUGUCAGCCCAUCGCAUACUUCUGGACAUCCACCGUGAAUCCCUACAGCGGACAUGAACGCUACAACUUCUACUACUAUUAUAUUGGAAACGGAGCCGCCAACGUUGUCACCGAUUUCCUGAUUCUGCUGGUACCUCUGCCGAUUGUGUGGAGGCUUCAUAUGCGGACUAUCCAGAAGGUCAUGGUGUGCAGUGUAUUCCUGCUUGGUGGAUUUGUCUGCGUCGCCAGCAUCGUCCGUCUCCACUUCCUAACCUUCCUGGACGACGACGUCGACAUCACCUGGAACAUGGGCAACGUCUACGUAUGGUCGACCGUCGAAGCGUGUCUCGGCAUCGUUUGCGCCUGUCUCCCAACUAUCCAACCAUUCCUGCGCUCCGUCCUCAGAAUGUUGCCCGGCCUGACAAUGGGGCAGCCUCUUGUUUGUUCACGAAAGGUCAUCUCGCAUUCUCGCCGCCGACCUCGUGCCGGCAAGCGCGCCAGCAAUGACCAUGGACUGCAGACGAUGGGGGGCCGCAGUGACUCGAAGCCGAAUAUGUGGGAUGGCGAAGACGACGAGGCUAUUCUCACUACCCGCGUAGAGCCGGAUCACUUCCACAGAAAUAAAGGUCUGGAAGAUGAAUUUGGCUUGAUGUCUAUUAGAGUCAAGCAUGAUUUCCAUUGGACUGUGGAUCCAUUGAAAUGA